This is a messenger RNA of Fopius arisanus, 2878 nucleotides long. RefSeq names its product Glucuronyltransferase I (gene GlcAT-I). Lineage: Eukaryota; Metazoa; Arthropoda; Insecta; Hymenoptera; Braconidae. Gene Ontology annotation, biological process: chondroitin sulfate proteoglycan biosynthetic process; carbohydrate metabolic process. Gene Ontology annotation, cellular component: Golgi membrane. The transcript is spliced from 4 exons. The record is from RefSeq and is a predicted model, not a curated record. The coding region runs from base 182 to 1216 and encodes 344 amino acids. Gene Ontology annotation, molecular function: galactosylgalactosylxylosylprotein 3-beta-glucuronosyltransferase activity.
UUGGGCUGUGUACUAUUGUGAACAUGAAGACAGCAUGAGCGAUGAUGAAUUACCGAGAAAAUGUCCGGUCAAUUGACAGUCACAUUACGAAUCACAUGGGACCCUUAUAACUGAAGUGGCGAGCUCCUAGUGGGCUUUGUAUCUGGUGUGUCAUGGCGGUGACAGGGUGGUGUGUAGCAGGAUGACAGGUAGAGCUUUUCUCAUCGGCGGUGCAACACACAAAAACACCAGCAUGUGGGCCGCAUUGUGGGCUUGUUCGAGGGGUGUCCCACUUUUCGUCGUCCUCUGGAUAUUUAUAUUCUUUACACUUGUCAUAUACUCCGAUAGAUUAAAAUGGGAAAGUGCAGAGGAAAAGCUCGAACAACUGGCGAAUACGGUAGUAGAGCAAGGUCAAUCAAUCGACAACCUCCAGAUGACACUAAUGGACCGAGCAAAUAUAUUCAACCGUAAUGCACCAACAAUAUUUGCAAUAACUCCAACAUUCGCUAGACCCGUUCAAAAAGCAGAGUUAACGAGAUUGGCGCAGACCUUCCUGCACAUUCCAAACUUUUACUGGAUCGUCGUCGAAGAUGCAAUCAACAAAACAGAAUUGGUCACUAAUUUCCUCCACGAAAGUGGCCUAAUCUAUAAACACCUCAACGAUGUCACUCCAAGGACUUUCAAAUUAGGCAAAAAUGAUCCUAAUUGGAAAAAACCGAGGGGAGUAGCGCAAAGGAAUAAAGCACUGAAAUGGCUGAGGGAAAAUUAUAACUCGAGUCAAAACGCUGUUGUUUACUUCGCUGAUGACGAUAAUACGUACUCACUCAAAUUAUUCAAAGAGAUGGAAAGGAUUAAAGUGAUUGGUGUAUGGCCAGUAGGUUUAGUCGGUGGUUUAAUGGUGGAGCGACCCAUCUGUGAUGCAUCAACAAUGAAAGUAACGGGUUUCAAUGCUGUGUGGCAGCCAGAGAGAAAAUUUCCCAUGGAUAUGGCAGGUUUUGCUAUUAAUCUACGAGUGAUCCUUGAAAAGAAGGAUGCAUGGUUCUCUUACGAAUCGAAAAAUGGAUAUCAGGAGACCGAGAUACUUGAGCAGAUGGUCACGAGGGAUCAGUUGGAGCCAUUGGCUGAUUGUUGUACAAAGGUGUACGUCUGGCACACGAGAACUGAACCAUCUCACUUGAAGGAAGAAAAUCUAUUGAUUAAAAAGGGGAGAAAGUCGAAUGUCGAUAUCGAAGUAUGAGCUUCCAUUUCCUAGAUUAAGACUAGAUAAGAAAAGAGAGCAACACUAUUUUUUAUGUCGUGGCAUUGGUUUAUCUUCAAAACUCAAGAAAACAUUAGGGUCCCUGCCAAUAUGAAUAAUAAUAACAUUUAAAAACUCAAUGAAUAGAAAUUGUAGAAGACCUUUUUAGGUAUAUUGUACAGUCUUAAAUUUUGAGGAAAUUGAUUCCGUGCCAUUGAAAUUGUGAAAAUCGAACUGAUUCUCAAGAAUUGAUAUAAUUAUUACGGUAGUUAAUAUCGAUAUUGGUUUAAUGUUCAAUAAAUUUAUAAAUUCCAUUACUGAUUAGUGUUUCAUCUUACUUAUGUUCUUGGUUGAAGGUCAUCAUAAUUAAUUUGAAAAAUCGACUUGUUACUCUAACGUAAAAUAGUUAAGUCUUAAAAUUGAUAGAUUGUGAUUUUGCAGUACAAAAAUGAUAGUUGUAUUCUUGAAUCAAAACUUAGGGAACUUGACAACUUUUAUCCUUCCAAUAAUUGUCAAAUUGUUCGAAAUUUUCUUUGGCUCGAACCAAUGAUGAUUCUUGGAUUUAGAACUUUCAUUAUCUUCAUUCUAAAUACUCUAUUAUCUUAGGAAAUAGACUUGCGCAAAACAGGCAAUUUUAAUAAAUUCUUUGUAUUCAAUAAAUUAACAAUUUUUUCAAAUUCUUUUAUUCUUUGUUUUUCCUCGCAAUACAGAAAAAGCAUAUACUUAAAAAAUAUGCCUUACACCUAAAGACCUUUAUUAAUAAUGAGAUUUUUUUUUCAUUUUCCCAUUGUUUUUCAUGUUAUCUUGUGGAAGAUACAACUUAAUACUUCUCAUACAUUAUAAUUUCUGUCGAUUCAUUAAUUUCAUCUCUUAUCUUCCUGUAAAUGUUUCAUCAUGAUUACUUAAUCAAUAAAUACGAGUUAGUUUAUCCAUUUGUGUUAUAGAUUUUGGCAACAAAUAUAAAAUAGCCUGCACUCACCUUAAAUUAAACUCCAUCCAUUUCCAUCUCCCUUAUUUUCGUCGUAUUAGUUCGAAAUUGUUUUUAACUCUUUUAUUUACUUAUUUCAUGAUAAUUGUUUCUUGAUAUAAACACCACACUUCUGUUCCAUAAAACAAAUACAACAUUAUUCAUUUAUUUCAAUUAUUUUUCUUAAGCUAAUAAGUACUUAUAUUUGGCAGAAAAUGUAUUUUCUCAUUUUAUGUAAAAAAGCUACAGCUCAAAAAGAACGCUCUCCCAUUGAACUCGAAUUAUUCAACUGAUUUUACAAAUUGAUUGAACACAAUCGAUUCCAAUAUUUCACAUUUUUAUUUUUCCAGCAAUCUUCAUUAAUUAUUCUUUUCCGUGAAUUGACUGACACCUUUUGGAUCAAACGAGCGUACUUUUUAAGCUACUUGCUGCCAUGUGCUUUAUUCCAUCUCAAAUAUUCACUAGGACUGUUUGCCUAUGCUAAAGGGAAAAACUUCAAUACUUCCUUAGUUGGUAGAGAGAACGUUUACAAGCAUUUACAAAAACUUAUCACAUUUCUUUAACUGCAUUUUGCAAAAAGCCCUUUUAUAUAUCAGGGCAGUGGUAUUAUUACCCUUCUUUCAUUCCCUGAAUAUUCCUUUUCCUUCAGAAGAUCGAGGCAAAUGCAGAAGUGUAAAUAUUAUUCAAUUUUUUCA